This is a messenger RNA of Camarhynchus parvulus, 841 nucleotides long. It is a transcript of the gene CDK2AP2, whose product is annotated as cyclin dependent kinase 2 associated protein 2. NCBI's taxonomy places the organism in Eukaryota, Metazoa, Chordata, Aves, Passeriformes, Thraupidae. Gene Ontology annotation, cellular component: microtubule; cytoplasm; nucleus. The record is from RefSeq and is a predicted model, not a curated record. Gene Ontology annotation, biological process: regulation of microtubule cytoskeleton organization; negative regulation of G1/S transition of mitotic cell cycle. The coding region runs from base 310 to 702 and encodes 130 amino acids. The transcript is spliced from 4 exons.
UGACCGGCCGGCGGGCGCGCGGCGGCGUGAUGACGUCGCGCUCGUGACGCGCCUGCGUCAUCACCGCGAGCGCCGGCGGCGGCGGAGGGGGGAGAGACCCGGGUCAGGCCGGGGCCGCGCAGCGCUACCGGGAACCGGGGCCGCCGCGCUCCGCUCCGGUUCCCGGCUUCUCGCCGGGCCGAGCGGGGCCGAGCUGAGCUGAAGAGAGGCGGGCACCGGCGAUACAACCGGCGGGGCGAGCGCGGGGGCCGCACGCCGACCCCCGCCGCGGGGCUCCAGGGAUCCGGGAGCGGCGGGCGGCCGUCGGGGAUGUCCUACAAGCCCAUCGCUCCCGCCCCCGCUACCCCCGGAGCCGCCAGCGCCAGCCCCGCCCCGCCGGGGCCCGGGGCACCGUCCGCCGCCACGAGUGUCCCGUCGCCCUCCGGUUCCGUCCCUGGCGCCGCCGCCCCUUUCCGGCCGCUCUUCAAUGACUUCGGGCCGCCGUCCAUGGGCUACGUGCAGGCCAUGAAGCCCCCCGGGGCGCAGGGCUCGCAGAGCACCUACACGGACCUGCUCUCGGUCAUCGAGGAGAUGGGGAAGGAGAUCCGGCCCACCUACGCCGGCAGCAAGAGCGCCAUGGAGCGGCUGAAGCGGGGGAUCAUCCACGCCCGGGCGCUGGUCAGGGAGUGCCUGGCAGAGACAGAGCGAAACGCCCGCACGUAACGGCAGCUGCCACCCGGGAGCCCCCGGGACCUCCCGGUGGUGGCGGCGGGGGCGGGGGGGCCGCCGUGCUGCCCGAGCCCCCCCUCCCCGCGCUCUCCGCUCUUUAUAAAUGCGUGUUUUUAUAAAUAAAGGACAAUGU